UGAUCGACAGGGCGAGGGCUCUGGGCAGCGGUUGUGGAGUGGACAGCAGCGGAGCACCGAGCAAGGAGAGAGGGGGCGUCCUGGGAUAUUUCGAAGGGUGAAGGUUCUCCUGUGGACCCAGAAUCAAAGGAAGAUACAGAACACAGGAUCCCCGAGCUAGAUGUGCUGUUGCUGGGCUCUGUGGAUGGGCGGCACCUGCUGCGGACCCUGGCCCGGGCAGCUCUCUGGCCUCGCAGGAGGUUCAACGUGAGCUAAGAUACUGGGGUCGUGGAAGGAAGACGGUGAAGAUGAGCACCCAGAUCCCCGAGUUCUUGAGGAAGGAGGGGACUGGAAUUCUAAAACCCUGAGUCCAGGAAGGAGGGACUGGAGAUUGCUGGGUCUGAGGGAGGUGGAAGCUGGGAGACUGGGGCCAUGCAUCUUGAGUUUCAGAGGGAGGAACAGUCUAAGGACCAGGUCUCCUGAGUAAUGGUGGGCGGGAGGGUUCUGGGGACCCAGACUCCUGUGUUUGAAAGAGGGAACUAGUGUACAAAACUCCUGGGUUAGUGGAAGGAGGAGGGUGAGGGCCCGUUCUCCUGGGUCUCUUAGGGGCCAGGAAGCAGUUCUCAGAAUCCUUCUGCUCUGUCCAUCCUUCCAGUUCUAUGUGCUGGAGAAUAAUCUGGAAGCUGUGGCCAGACACAUGCUGAUCUUCAGCAUAGCUUUGGAGGAGCCCGAGGAGAUGGGGCUGCAAGAGAGGAGCGAGACCUUCAUGGAGGUGUGGGGGAACGCGCUGCUGCGCCCCGCGGUGGCCGCCUUUGUGCGCACCCGGGCUGACCUCCUGGCACACCUGGUCCCCGAGCCCGACCGCAUGGCGGAGCAGCUGCCCUGGCUCAGCCUCAGCGCCCUCAAGUUUCGCGAGCGGGACGCCCUGGAGGCGGUGUUCCGCUUCUGGGCCGGCGGGGAGAAGGCGCCCGAGGCCUUCCCCAUGAGCCGCCUCUGGGACUCGCGGCUUCGCCACUACCUGGGCUCCCGCUAUGACGCCCGGCACGGUGUCAGCGACUGGGACCUGCGCAUGAAGCUGCACGACCGCGGGGCCCAAGUCAUCCACACCCACGAGUUCCGACGCUGGCGGGACACAGGUGUCGCCUUUGAACUCAGAGAUUCCAGCGCCUACCACGUGCCCAACAGGACCCUGGCAUCCGGUCGCCUUCUGAGCUACCGCGGGGAGCGCGUGGCAGCGCGCGGGUACUGGGGGGACAUCGCCACGGGGCCCUUCGUGGCCUUCGGCAUCGAAGCGGACGACAAAAGCCUACUGCGGACCAGCAACGGACAGCCGGUCAAGACCGCGGGCGAGAUCACACAACACAACGUGACAGAGCUGUUCCGCGAGGUGGCCGCCUGGGGACGCCCGAGAGCCACCCAGGGGGACCCGGAGGAGGAGCCCCAGCGCGCGUCUGGUACCGAUGAGCCAGAGAUUUCAGGUGAUCCAAGGGCUUCAGGACCUCCUGCCCGGGAAUCCUUCACUAUCCACUUCCUGCCCCUCGAUUCUGCUCAGGCGCUGCACCACAAGAGCUGCUACAAGGGCCGGUUCCAGCUUCUCUACGUGGCCUGUGGGAUGGUCCAUCUUCUCAGCCCUGAGCUUGGGGCUUGCGUGGCGCCCGGAGGGAACCUGAUUGUGGAAUUAGCUCGGUACCUGGUGGACCUGCGCCCGGAGCAGCUGCAGCAGUUCUCCACCAGGGUUGGGGAACUAGCUCAGGCAGCUGGAUUCGCCCCGCAGACAGGAUCCAGGUCUUCAGAGACCUUCGCUAGGUUCUGCAAGUCUGGGGACUCUGCUCUGCGCAGCAUUGGACCAGCCUUGGAAUCCGGAGCUCCGCCCCCUGAAGUUCUGGCCCCGCCUCUUGAAGCAAUGAGCCCGCCCCAUGGGGACCUGACCCAGCCUCUAGAAGGCCCGACCGCACCCUCUGCGCCCCUCCAGCUUCCCUCAGAAUCUCAGGAUUCGCUCGGGGAGGUUCUGGCUCCGUCCCAGGAAGUUUUGGCCAUGCCCAACAGUGAGUCAGACUCCAAAACCCCAGAGUCUGACCUGACCUUCAGAGACUAAGUCCCUCAUCUCUAACUUCAAAAUCUGGCCAGAAAAUUAGAACCCAUUCGUAUAAUUCUGAACCCGCUGCUGAAAUUCUCCAUUUUACUCUUCAACACUCUCAUUCAGCCCCAGAGGUGUUGCCAGAAUUUCAAAUUCCAUUUUAGGGAUUCUAAGUUCUAUUCCUAGAAUUCUAGAUUGCUUUCUCAGAAAUUGCAUUCGUUGAGACUCUAAACCCCUUGCAGAGAUCUGACACUGGGUCUCAGGCCCUCUGCUUCAGCCCCUUGUCUCCAGACAUCCCAUUGCUAACCCAGGGUUGGGAGUGUCUCCUCGCCGGGGCCUGGUCAGCUCCCAAGUGGUUCAAGUAAAGAGAGUGGGGUCCUC
Messenger RNA from Lemur catta (Ring-tailed lemur), 2437 nucleotides. It is a transcript of the gene DNAAF3, whose product is annotated as dynein axonemal assembly factor 3. The coding region runs from base 677 to 2074 and encodes 465 amino acids. The transcript has 10 exons. Gene Ontology annotation, biological process: motile cilium assembly; axonemal dynein complex assembly. NCBI's taxonomy places the organism in Eukaryota, Metazoa, Chordata, Mammalia, Primates, Lemuridae. The record is from RefSeq and is a predicted model, not a curated record.